CAAAACUUCCCUUCCGAACCACAACUCUGCAACUUACGAACAUUCAGAUUCUGAUUAUUUGUUGUUCCAUUCUUACUAUCUCAUUGUUGCAAAGUAUUAAUAGUGAUGGCUUCAAGGGUGGUGAUGGUGAUGGUGAUGGUGGCUGUCGUGUUGGUUUGUGGCAUUGAAUGCACGACCAAAGAGGAAGGGGUUGACUAUCAGAAGGCCAAAGCCAAGACGACGGAGACGGAAAACAAGGCGGCGGAGACGGCCAAGGAAGGGAAAGAAGCCACCGAGUCAUGGACUGGUUGGGCCAAAGAUAAAAUAACCGAAACUCUUGGCUUCAAGCACCCCGACGAAUAUGCCGGUGAAACUGCUCAGAGAACAAAAGAAUACGCCGGUGAUGCGGCGCAGAAGACCAAGGACUAUACUGACAGCGCCGCUGAGAAGGCGAAAGAGUAUGGUGAUGAUGCGGCACACAAGACCAAGGAUUAUGCAGGUAGUGCUGCUGAGAAAGCAAAAGAUUAUGGCGGUGAUGCUGCCGGAAAGACCAAGGAAUAUGCCGGUAACACCGCGCAGAAGACCAAGGAAUACGGCGGUGACGCUGCUCAGAAGUCUAAGGAAUAUGCCAGUGACGCUGCUCAGAAAACCAAAGAAAAGGUCCAGGACUAUGCCUCUGGGGCUGGCGAAUACAGUGCAGAGAAGGCGAGAGAAAUGAAGGACAUGGCGGCAGAGAAAGCAAGUGACUUGGCAAAUGCGGCGAAGGAGAAAGCACAAUAUAUCAAGAACGUGGCAACCAGCACCGCUGGCUCCGGCAAGGACAAGGCCUCAGAAUCCAUUGACGACGCCAAGGAUAGAGCCGCGGAGAGAGUUGAAGAAGCCAAUCAGAAGGCAAAGAAGGAAGCUGAAGAGAGCGAGAGAGAAACCAAUGAGCAAAUGGAGUGGGUUAAAGAGAAGGCUAAGGAAGGUUAUGAUGCCGCCAAAGAUAAACUUGGUGCUGGUCAACGCAGAGAUUCUGAACUUUAAGUCUCCAUCAACAUACCACGUAUAGAAACUGUGUACUGUUUAUUACAUUAGUGCCAUGGUAAUGUCAUUUUCCUUUUUCAUCUUGUGUAUAUAUGGGGAUGUUUUGUUCUCGUCUUGUGUCUUAAUGUGUGUGGUUAGUCUACGGUGUUUUAGGGUUUGACUUAGUUGGCAACUACACAUAUCGGAUGAAAUUGAAAUAUUCUGUUUGUUUUCCGCGAAGUUAAAAAAUAACAUUGUUGCAAAGGUAGCAUUUCUUUGAAUGAA
Molecule: messenger RNA, 1269 nt
Organism: Arachis duranensis
Lineage: Eukaryota; Viridiplantae; Streptophyta; Magnoliopsida; Fabales; Fabaceae
Product: embryonic protein DC-8
Exons: 2
Coding region: 106-1005 (299 amino acids)
Source: RefSeq, a predicted model, not a curated record